UGUCGUGUGUGCAACCAGGAGGGACACUUAAAGAAGAUGUGCCCGCGAUUGUCCCGUUCCGUGGGACACCAUUAUGUUAUUACGGAAACGGGAAACCAAUCGACCCCGGAUGAUGAUUUAGAGUUCCAGAUUUAAAGACGUAUUCUCGGAGGGGCUGGGCCGGUACAAUGGCGGGCUGGUCACGCUGCGGGUGAGAGACGGCGCCAGGCCGGUAUUCAUGCGCGCGCGGCCGCUGGCGUACGCCCUUCGUGGACCAGUGGAGCGGGAGCUCGAGCGACUGCAGCGCGAAGGUGUCAUCACACCAGUGGAAACAGCAGACUGGGCAACUCCAAUUGUGCCCGUGGUCAAGUCAGAUGGAUCCCUCCGGAUUUGCGGAGACUACAAGAUAAGUUUGAACAAGUAUUUAGAAGUGGACCGUUUUCCCUUGCCAAGAGUAGAAGAUUUGUUUGCCAAAUUACAUGGUGGUAAGAAGUUUAGUAAGAUUGACCUGUCACAGGCAUAUGCACAGCUAGUUCUGGAUGAUACCUCCAAGUAUACAGUCAUAAACACACACAAGGGCCUAUUUAAAUAUAAUCGUCUUAUAUAUGGUCUAUCCUCGAGCCCCGGAAUAUUUCAGAGGAUUCUGGAACAAAUGUUUGUGGACAUACCUCGAGUUGGUGUGUUUUUAGAUGAUGUGGUUAUUACAGGGUUAGAUGAUCAAGAACAUUUAAAGAAUUUAACUGCAGUUUUUGAGCGACUACAAAAGUAUGGUUUAAAAAUUAAAAAUGAAAAAUGCUCUUUCAUGUCGGAAUCUAUAACAUACUUGGGUUAUGUAGUAAAUAGUGAAGGUAUUCAUACUUGCCCUAAGAAGAUAGAAGGAAUAGUGAAUGCAACUACACCUAGCAACGUAACGGAGCUGAGAUCCUUUAUAGGCAUGACAAUGUACUAUGCUAAAUUUGUAAAAAAUAUUAGUACAAUAAUGGCCCCAUUAUAUGCACUAUUAAAGAAGGAAAUGAAGUUUAAUUGGACAGCGGAGUGUGAUAUGGCCUUUAAUGAAAUUAAACAUUUAUUGUCUUCCAGCAAGGUGUUGGUGCACUAUUCACCGGAUCUGCCGCUGAUUCUGACUACUGAUGCCAGCAGCUAUGGAGUGGGCGGCGUUAUAUCACACAUUAUGCCAGAUGGUACAGAGAGAGCUAUAGCAUAUGCUUCCCGAGUUUUGAAUAAAGCAGAACGAGCAUACUCACAGAUUGACAAAGAAGCACUGGGAAUCAUAUACUCAGUAAAAAAAUUCCAUCAAUUCCUGUAUGGUCGUCGGUUUGUUUUAAGAACCGAUCACAAACCAUUAGUGACAAUCUUUGGGGACAAAGCCGGUAUUCCAGUAAUGGCUGCCAGCCGCUUGCAAAGAUGGGCAGUGAUCCUGGGUGGCUAUCAAUACGACAUUGAAUACAUUCCAACAGCUAAGAAUGCAGCGGAUGCAUUAUCAAGAUUACCAUCGACUAGUCAGGAUGUCAAGGACUAUACAGAAGUAACAUAUAUAAAUUUUGUGCAAGAUUUCCUACCUAUAACCAGCAUGGAGGUGAGGAAAGAGACAGAAAAAGAUGAAACAUUAAGGAAAGUAAACCAAUUUUUAAGCAGGGGCUGGCCAGAUCAUUGUUCAGAGGAAGAAAUGAAACCAUAUUUUGCACGAAGACAAGAACUAUACACUGAUACUGGCUGCAUUAUGUGGGGGUAUCGGAUGGUCAUACCAGCAACACUGCGACCUACUAUUAUGAAGGAAUUACAUAGCAGUCACCAGGGUAUGGUGAAAAUGAAAGGCAUAGCCCGCAGUUUCGUUUGGUGGCCAGGUAUUGAUAAAGAUAUUGAACAAAUUUGCAAGCUUUGUGCAAUCUGUGCGGCAGACGCAGCGGCAACUGCGAAGUCAGCACCACAGCCCUGGCCAUACCAUGAGCAAGCAUGGAGUAGACUACACAUCGAUUUUUUAGGCCCCUUUGAAGGAAGAAUGUUCUUUGUCAUUGUGGAUUCCACAUCAAAAUGGAUUGAAGCUUUUGUAAUGCAGAGGACUACAGGAACUGCGGUGAUUAAGGUAUUAAUGGAGAUAUUUGCUCGCUUCGGGUUGCCAAAAGAAGUGGUUUCAGACAAUGGACCGCCCUUCACGAGUCAGGAAGUGGAUCAGUUCAUGACACGGAGUGGAAUUAAACACACUUAUAGUGCACCAUACCAUCCCGCUUCAAACGGAGCCGCAGAGGGGGCUGUCAAGCUAUGUAAACGGGCUCUGCGGAAAGCCACCAAAGAAAAGGUAGACUUGGAUGUGGCAUUGCAGUCCUUUUUAUUUAACUACCGGAAUUGUCCACACAGUACCACAGGUGAGUCUCCAGCCAUGAUGUUACAGAAACGAGCUCUGCGCUGUAGGCUAGACUUACUUCAACCAGGCGCCACAGUCGAUCAACGAGUCCGGCAAGCUCAAGGCAAGCAGGUGGAAAGGUUCGCUAGCAAACCAUCAUAUCAAAUGAAGCAGGGAGAUCCAGUUUGGUUGCAGGAAUACAGCGGCCCCGAUAAAUGGGUGCCAGGAACAAUAUCGGAGGUAAAAGGAAACCGCAACUAUGUCGUGACAAGGGAAAACGGUACCACCAGUCAUAGGCAUACUGAUCAACUGAAGAAAAGAUUCAAAUAUUGUGUACCACACGGGACCCAAUUUAAAAACAAGGAGGAUAUAGGUAUAGAAGUGCCACAGUCGGUCGAGCUUCCGACCCAGACCGCUCAGGACGCGCCCGCGGCGCCCGCACAGCCCGGCACCAGUACCGACCCGCCCGCUCAGGUUAAAAGUCAUGAGAGUAAAAGAGUUAGGCGCCCGCCCGUCAGAUUUGGUUUUGAGAUAGAUUAAGUUUCACAAUAUUCUUGUUAAUUGCUUUUAUAAUUAAGGUAAAUGUCCUAGGGCUUGACCUACUGUUUCUAAGUGGGAAUACACAGAUAUCACCUUCGUUUGACAUGGAAGGUAAAACUAACGAACCACGGUCAAGCUCUGGAGCACACGGUAAAUUUAUAUGUUCAAUAACUACUGUUAUUUAAGAAAAGGGGUGUUAUAUAUGUAUAUUGGUGGAGGGUAGGGUUAAUUCUCCCCGCGCGCCCUCUGGCGCCGGCACUUUUGUAACGUUUGUCAGUCCGGUAAUAAACCUAUGUACUGAA
Molecule: messenger RNA, 3162 nt
Organism: Cydia fagiglandana
Lineage: Eukaryota; Metazoa; Arthropoda; Insecta; Lepidoptera; Tortricidae
Exons: 2
Coding region: 218-2860 (880 amino acids)
Biological process (GO): DNA integration
Molecular function (GO): nucleic acid binding
Source: RefSeq, a predicted model, not a curated record